CUUUCUUUCUUUCCUUUCUGUAAUUUCUUAUGUUUGAACUGCAGAACCAGAUCAAGCAAAUCUCUUUACUACUCUUAGCAUUUUUGCAGGAAGCUUUUUGGGGAUGGAUUUCUUUAACUCUAUCUUGAAUUGGGUAGUGCCUCCAGCAAGCUUUGUGAUACUAGCCUUCUCAUGGCCAACCCUGUGUUUCAUCAAUGCCUGUGAGUGGCUUUAUAGCUCUUUCUACAGUGAAAAUAUGGAAGAUAAAGUGGUUAUAAUCACUGGAGCUUCUUCUGGAAUAGGGGAGCAAAUUGCAUACGAAUAUGCGAAGAGGAGAGCAAAUCUAGUAUUGGUGGCAAGGAGAGAGCAGAGGCUUCGAGUGGUCGGUCAGAAUGCAAGGGAUAUGGGUGCAAAGCAUGUCACAGUUAUAGCUGCAGAUGUUGUCAAGGAAGAAGAUUGCAGGAGAUUCGUUAAUGACACAAUAAACUUCUAUGGGCGUCUCGACCAUCUUGUAAAUACAGCCAGUUUGGGACAUACAUUCUACUUUGAAGAAGUCACCGAUACGUCCGUGUUUCCCCUUUUGCUGGACAUAAAUUUUUGGGGAAAUGUAUACCCAACAUCUGUUGCUUUACCUUACCUACAACAGAGUAAUGGUCGAAUCGUUGUUAAUGCAUCGGUGGAAACCUGGUUACCUCUGCCAAGGAUGAGUUUAUAUGCUGCAGCUAAGGCUGCUCUUGUAAACUUCUACGAAACACUGAGAUUCGAAGUGAAAGAUGAUGUUGGAAUAACAAUUGCAACACAUGGUUGGAUUGGAAGUGAAGUGACCGGAGGCAAGUUCAUGCUAGAGGAGGGUGCAGAGAUGCAAUGGAAGGAAGAAAGAGAAGUAAAUGUAACUGUGGGACCUAUAGAGGACUACGCGAGGUUAAUCGUAUCCGGGGCUUGCCGAGGGGAUGCAUAUGUCAAGUAUCCAAGCUGGUAUGAUAUAUUCCUUCUUUUCAGGGUUUUUGCACCCAACGUUCUCAAUUGGACGCUCCGGUUUCUUCUUGCCACCCAUGGCGCGAGAAGAACUUCUCUUUUGGGCACCGGAAGGCCCCUUUUGGAGUACACUGGAAAGCCUUUAUUGGAGAUGAGCCCCUCUCCUAAGAAACUUCUUGCUAGUCCCACCCACUACUCCCAACUCAGUCCCCUGCAGCAGCCAAAAUGGGAAUGAAAAUAAUACUGAUCUCCCCUGUAGAUCGUGUUAUACCGAUAUUUUGUGUGCUUUGCUGUGUUCUCUAGCUGUCUUGCUGAAAAUUUGAGACUGAUGAGAGACAUGUCUAUACUUUGUUCAAUAAACAAUAAAAGCCCCCCCUUACGACUCUUUUCAGGUUAGAGAGAAUUUAAUCAACUUCUGUAUGUACUAGCUGGCUAUUUCAGCUUUAAAAGAUCUGGAAUAAGUUCAAGGCGCA
Molecule: messenger RNA, 1427 nt
Organism: Carya illinoinensis
Lineage: Eukaryota; Viridiplantae; Streptophyta; Magnoliopsida; Fagales; Juglandaceae
Product: 11-beta-hydroxysteroid dehydrogenase B-like
Exons: 6
Coding region: 104-1189 (361 amino acids)
Molecular function (GO): oxidoreductase activity
Source: RefSeq, a predicted model, not a curated record